Molecule: messenger RNA, 578 nt
Organism: Gallus gallus (chicken)
Lineage: Eukaryota; Metazoa; Chordata; Aves; Galliformes; Phasianidae
Gene: CHIRL7
Product: T-cell-interacting, activating receptor on myeloid cells protein 1-like
Exons: 3
Coding region: 1-363 (120 amino acids)
Source: RefSeq, a predicted model, not a curated record
AUGACGGUGGCCCUUAUCCUGGGUUGGAGGUUGGUGGCUACGAGGAGGGCACAGCAACGACCCUCCCUGUCGCUGCACCCCAGCCAGGGGGUGUCGCUGGGGAACAAUGUCACCCUGCGCUGCCACCUGCCCCGCAUGGCUGCCUGGGUCCAGCUCUUGUUCAAUGGAACUCUGAGAUUUAACAAGGAAAAAGACAAGGAGCAGGAUGCAGCUGAGUUCUCCUUUGCUGUCACAAACCUGGAGGACGCCGGGACAUAUCAGUGUCGGUACCAGGUGUCAGAGCCACUGUGGACAUCAAAUCAGAGUGACCCCGUGGAGCUGGUGCUGACAGGUGAGGGCACUAUAGACACCGGCUGGCCCUGAGCUUUUCCCACACGGCCAAGUCCCAUCUCUUCCCCUCCCUGCACACAAACCGCUGCUUCCCCCAGCUCAGCAUUUCCCUGAGCCCAGGCAACAUGUGGGAAUGGGGACUGAUGUCACCACCCAGUGCUGCAAUGGGGGUUGUGGUGCCACAUUCCUCCUGCACAGAGAUGAAUGCUCGGCCCAUAUCCUGUGCCAGGAUCCCACUGGUGGGGCAC